Molecule: messenger RNA, 3771 nt
Organism: Leptomonas pyrrhocoris
Lineage: Eukaryota; Euglenozoa; Kinetoplastea; Trypanosomatida; Trypanosomatidae
Product: putative mitochondrial pitrilysin-like metalloprotease,metallo-peptidase, Clan ME, Family M16C
Exons: 1
Coding region: 676-3771 (1031 amino acids)
Biological process (GO): protein processing
Molecular function (GO): metalloendopeptidase activity; metal ion binding
Source: RefSeq, a predicted model, not a curated record
GCAAACAACCUGGCACUGCCCUCUUCCUUUGUGUUAUUUUUCCUCUUCACUCAAGGAAGCGGACGGUGUUUUGAAUUUACUUUCUCCGUUUGGCAAAGUUCUGUUGAGGUCAAAAUUGAUUGCCUGUUGCAACUUAACGGCUUCUCGUUUGUUUGUCUGUGUUCGGGCCGCCCUUUGCGCCAUCUCCGACACCGCCGCGCCCGCCAACGAGCGCUCGUUUGCCGAAAACUAAAAUAAAUUGUAAAAAGCCCGAAGGGAAAACGAACAAGUGCCUUCGUACGCUGCAGCCUCUCCUUAUAUAUCUUCUCCGUUGCUUUGUAUCUCCUGUGUCAAACUGCUCCGCUGCCACACGUGUUGGCGCGGGAUUCGAGGCUGACCGUUAGUGAUACUCGCGCUAGCGGGAAAAGGGAAGAUCACGCUGCAUUCAUUUCUUUUCUAAUUCAAUACGACAGCGGCCUCAGCGACUCGUUGGGCACACCGAACUUCAAAGCACGACUUUUAUUACCCAUUUGUUUUCUGAGCUCUUUCCGUGUGCUUCUGUCUUCGCUUCGCAGUCAAAAAAUCUGCAAGCAACGCCGCCUGGUUUUCUUUCUGCGUAAUUUGAUUGAAAGUAUAUUCAUAAAUAUAUAUACUUGUGUUGUCCUCCUCCUGUAAAGUGAAAGGCGAGAAGAAUCGAUGCUGCGCUCUGCGAUUCGGUUGUUGGCGCCGCGUAGCUGCAGGCGCGAGGAUUUAAUCUUCACGGACAUGUGCGGCUUCACCCCGCUGAAGAAGCGCCGCAUCGAUGACCUGCACCUCGUGGCCUACGAGUUCGAGCAUGUGGCCACCGGCGCACUGUACUACCACAUUGAUGUUGAUGACAGUAACAACACCUUUUGCAUUGGCUUCCGCACGCCGGCGCUGAACAACAAGGGCACCUCGCACGUCUUGGAACACACAACACUGUGCGGCAGCCACAAGUACCCCGUGCGCGACCCCUUCUUCAUGAUGAUGAAGCGGUCGCUGAGCUCCUUUAUGAAUGCGAUGACCGGCUCCGACUACACCCUCUACCCCUUCUCGACGACAAACGAGAAGGACUUCGAAAACCUGCUCGACGUCUACCUCGACGCCGUCUUCCACCCGCUGCUGCGUGAGGAAGACUUCAAACAAGAGGGGCAUCGAGUAGAGCUGGAGGACAAAUCGGAAGACCAGGCGGGGAAGGAGGGCGAGAAGGACAAGCGCACGCGCCGCCUCGUGCACAACGGUGUGGUGUUCAACGAAAUGCGCGGUGUCGUGUCGGACCCGAACCACUGCUUUGUGCGGUCGCUGAUGAGCACCAUGCUGCCCCACACCCACUACACCUACAUCUCCGGCGGCUACCCGCCAUGCAUCCUGAGACUCAGCUACGUGGAGCUGCUCUUCUACCAGAAGCGUCACUACCACCCGACCAACAGCAUUACCUUCACCUAUGGCAACCAGCACCCACAGCGGCACAUGGAAGCGCUCAGCUCCUACUUUAAGAGUUUUACCCGAGCGGAGCGGGUAGCGGUGCCGACGUUGACGCGGGAGAACCGUUUCACGGAACCGCAGCUGGUGCAGCUGGAGGGACCGCUGGACGCCAUGGGCAACCCGCAGCACCAGAAGCGCGUCGCCGUCUCCUACGGCGUCCCGGAGGAGAACAACAAGCUGGAGGACAUCGUCGCCCUCAGCGUGCUGGACAGCCUCCUCUCGAGCGGCCCGAGCUCCCCCAUGUUCAAGAACCUCAUCGAGUCGCAGAUCGGCAGCAAGUACGCGCCAAUGAAGGGCUACGCCUUCUACCUCUCCUCACCGGUCAUCACGUACGGCGUGGCGGGCGUGGAUGAAGAGCGGGCCGACGCGGAAGGCGAGGUGCUGCGCGCGGUGGAGUCGGCGCUGCGCACCGUGCAGACGGACGGCUUCGAUGCGCGUCGGGUGCGGUCGGUCAUCUUCCAGGAGGAGCUGCAGCACCGCCACCGCUCCGCGGACUACGGCCUCAACACCUGCACCGGUCUCUGUGCGAUGGGGCUGUGCCGCGCGCAGAACAACCCCCUCGACUUCAUCAACUGGCUGCCCCACCUGCAGCAGCUGGCGAAGGACAACGCGGCCUCGCUGCUGCCUCGCAUCGAGUCGCACAUGCUGGGCAACCCGCACCGUGCCGUGGUGUCCGUGUCGGCCAAGAAGGAUUACCUGAACAACCUGCAGGAGCAACUGAAGGAGAUGGAUGAGGAGGUGAACGCCGCCGCCACGGAGGAUGACAAGGACCGCAUUGAGGAGGAAACGAAGGGGUGGCUGAGUCGCCUGCGUGCGCCACAGCCGCAGGACGUGCUGCCGACGCUGCGCAUCUGCGACAUUCCCACGGAGUCGUUUGCGGAGCCGGUGCCGCGGCGCACCCACCUCUCCACGAACAACAACGGCGAGGUUUACACCAUCGCCUACCCAACCAACGGCCUCGUGUACGUGCACGGUCUCAUCCCUUUCCAUGCCUCCCUGACGGACGCGGUGGCGCACAGCGACCUGUCGAAGGGGCCACAGAGCUUGAUGUUUGUGCAGUCGCUGCUUGGACAAACCGGCGCAGGGGCGCUGUCUUACAAGGACCACUCCAUCGCGGCGGAGCUCGCCUGCAGCGGCUUCGGCUUCAUACCGCUGCUGAACGAGUCCUACCUGCACCGCGGCACCACCAUCACCGGCACCGCUUACGGCUUCUACACAACCAAGGAGAAGCUGAGGGAGGCAUUGGAGCUGUUCAGCACCACGCUGCUCGAGCCGCGCGUCAGCGCAGACGACGCCGACGUCUACACCCGGGCCCUCUCGAGCAUGAAGAUGGCGUGCUCGUCGGCCAUUCAGUCGCUGCAGAGCGAAGGCAACCGCUACGCCGUGACGCGUGCCGUCGCGGAGCUGACGCGGCGGGGCCAACUGCGUGAGCACUGGUACGGCCUCUCGCAGUCCACGCACGCCUCGGAUGUGCUGGAGAAGCUGCAAGGCAGCACCGAGGAGUGCCAGACGGUCGUUCGCGCUCUCCUGCAGGACUACGCGGUGUUCACGCGGGAGAUGGCAGCGGACAUGUCGCGCAGCGUGAUGUGGGCCACGUGUGAGGAGGGCCACCAAGCGGAGGUGCAGCUGCUGCUGAAGGACUUCUUGAGCAUGUUCCCGAGCCGCGCUUCCAAGGCGAAGACGCACCUGUUCCUGCCCACGCGUGAGGUGACGCCGGGCGUGCAGCGGAUCGACAGGAAGCUGCCGAUUGACACGUCUUUCGUCGGUCUCGCCAUCCCCAACAACCUCUCAUGGGAGCACCCCGACCAGGCGAAGGUGCGGGUGGCGGUCCUGCUGCUGUGCAACGAGUACUUGCACCGCCGGGUGCGAGAGGAGGGCGGCGCCUACGGCUCCAACUGCGCCGCCACGCUGCACGGCGAGGUUGGCGGCAUCUCCAUGUCAAGCUACCGCGACCCCAACCCCGAGCUGACGGCGAAGGCCUUCCUCGAGGCGGGCGACUGGCUGUGCGGUAAGGACGUCACGGCCGCGCGCGUCGACGAGGCGAAGCUGCGGUUAUUUGCGUCGAUUGACUCUCCGUACGCUGCGGACUCCUACGGUGAGGCCUACUUCUAUCACGACGUGCGGCAGCCCACGAAGCAGCUCAUGCGCGAUUCGCUGCUGUCGGUGACGCCGCAAGAUGUGAUGGACGUCGCUCACUACUUCAAGCCGGAGGGCAAGCCCACCAUUGUGAGCGUCCUGCAGCCCAUGGGCGGCUCGAAGGCGGAGGCAACGGCGGCACAAAUCUGA